Penicillium vulpinum is the source of this 1749-nucleotide messenger RNA. RefSeq names its product putative phenol 2-monooxygenase. Lineage: Eukaryota; Fungi; Ascomycota; Eurotiomycetes; Eurotiales; Aspergillaceae. The record is from RefSeq and is a predicted model, not a curated record. Gene Ontology annotation, molecular function: FAD binding. The transcript is spliced from 5 exons. The coding region runs from base 1 to 1749 and encodes 582 amino acids.
AUGGAGAAAGUCGAUGUUCUCAUUUGCGGCAGCGGGUCUGCCGGUCUUUGUGCUGCCACAUGGCUCGCUAAGUAUGGGGUGCGGUGCAAGGUACUCGAACGGCGGGGUGGUCCUAUGAAGAUGGGACAAGCUGACGGCGUGCAAUGUCGCACUGUGGAGAUCUUUGAAAGCUUUGGGAUUGGAGAAGAACUUCUUCGUGAGGCCUAUCAUGUUCUAGAGGUAAACUUCUGGGCCGACAAUGGUACAGGCACCAUCAGGCGGACAGGGCGGACGGCGGAUACCCAACCAGGUCUAUCACACCAACCUCACGUUAUUUUGAACCAGGCACGUAUCAACGGGCUCUUGAUAGAGUUAAUGCGGAAAUAUAAUGACCAACGAAUCGACUAUGGCUACAAUGUAACCGAUGUCAAACUUGAUAGCGCCUCUGUCGAGGAUCAUGAAGCCUAUCCAGUCAAAGUCACUGCGGAAAAGGAUGGAAAGACAGAAGUUUUUGCAGCCAAAUAUGCACUGGCUUGUGAUGGGGCACACAGCAUUGUCCGCAAAGCGCUCGGGUAUAAAAUGAUUGGAGACAGCAGCGAUGCCGUCUGGGGUGUCAUGGACAUAGUACCCCGAACCAAUUUCCCGGACAUUCGCAAGAAGUCAACUAUUCGCUCAAAAUCAGGGAAUGUCUUGAUUAUUCCCCGUGAAGGCGAUAGCGACAAUCUGACAAGGUUCUAUAUUGAACUUACCCCGGGAACCAACCCGAAAGAGGUGACUCCGGAGAAUUUGCAGGCACAGGCACAAAGUAUCUUCCACCCUUACAAGGUAGAGUUUGUGGAGACAGUCUGGUGGUCGGCGUAUGCGAUCGGCCAGCGUCAUGCCGAUUUCUUCCACAAGGACAACCGGGUGUUCCUCGCUGGUGACGCCUGCCACACCCACUCCCCAAAAGCUGGCCAGGGUAUGAAUGUUAGUUUACAAGAUGGCUACAACAUUGGCUGGAAGCUGGGCCACAUUUUGACUGGUCUGGCCAGUUCCUCACUUCUGGAGACUUAUGUCCUAGAACGUCAAAAGGUGGCUAUUGAUCUCAUUAAAUUUGACCGUUAUUUCUCCAAGUUGUUUUCUUCUGGGGCCUCAACCUCUCCUGCCGAAUUCCAAGAAGGCUUCAUUAAAUCUGGCAAAUACACCGCAGGUCUAACAGCCAAAUAUGAGGUCUCAUCUAUCACCUCCGCAUUGGAAUCGACUACGCUCGUCUCUAACGUGACCGUUGGUAUGCGGCUACCCAGCGCACAGGUCGUGCGAUUCUGUGACUCUAAGCCUUUACACCUCAUGAAGUCUCUCAAGUCCGAUGGCCGGUGGCGUAUCAUGGCCUUUCUUGGUGACCUGGCUGUGCCAGAAAACCAAUCAAAGCUCAGCAUGCUAGGAGAAUACUUGAGCGCGGCCGAUGGUCCCAUCCACACAUUCACUCCCAAGGAUCAACAUCUUGACAGCCUCAUCGAGACCAUUUUGAUCGGGCAUGGAAAGCGUCAGGAUGUUGAGUUGGAACAGAUUCCCGAGUGCUUUUAUCCAGUCUCUGACCUACACAAAAUUUAUUACGACGACGAGAGUUAUAAUGACGGCCAUGGCCAUGCAUACAAAUAUCUUGGCAUUGACCCGGCACAAGGUGCUCUUAUUAUUGUUCGGCCAGAUCAAUACGUGUCUGCUAUUAUUGGUCCAGGUGAUUAUCUUGAAAUCGGCAAGUUCUUUGCUGGAUUCCUAAAACGCCAAACGUAG